Mercenaria mercenaria is the source of this 2955-nucleotide messenger RNA. RefSeq lists its product as uncharacterized. The record is from RefSeq and is a predicted model, not a curated record. Lineage: Eukaryota; Metazoa; Mollusca; Bivalvia; Venerida; Veneridae. The transcript has 5 exons. The coding region runs from base 300 to 2648 and encodes 782 amino acids.
CAUGACGUCAGAAAAAACAACAACGUCAAUUCAUUGAUGUAAGAAUUGUUUAAUUAUUCUGUAUCCGAUUUCUAUGACAACUUUAUACGAAAAGAUUAGUAGUCUGGACUAGAGCUGCUACUUGUCCCUUAACUUUUACGUAGUGGUACACAGUGGUACAAUCGGAAAACGGCGGAACCGGUCUGGAUUACCUCCCACUUGACUGCUACAUAGUGGAACACUGUUACGGGAAACAAGCAAACGUUUUUGUUGUUGUUUAUGCAACUGAUUGUGAAAUAACUACAAAGUUGUGCGUCUAAAUGGAACCAGAAAAGUACAUUUUGCUUGAUGAAUUUGGCCCUGACAGCUCGUCUAUGUCCGGGGCAUGCACACGGGAUAGGAAAAAUACAUCAACGAGAAAAAUUGCAUCGUGUAAAACCGGAAUCAACGAGCGUGCACUUGCUAGUGUAGAGGUCAGAAUUACGCCAGAAGCCGAAAUCUCUGAGGGUUCCACGUGUACUAUCAGUAAAAAUAUAUCUGAAGAUAUUGGAUUUCGUGAAGAAACUAACAAACCACUUAUCAAUGAUCAGUUCAAAGACAAAUGUUUAGCACCCGACCUAACCAGUUUAACUAUACAUUCUGAUGCUCCAUCAUUACCACCUGAGACUGGAACCUGGUCUAAGAUGGAACACGUUUCACCAGCAAACUCUAAAGAGCAAAUCUUGGACGAUCGUUCACAGGAAAAUUCCAAAGAUUUACUGUCUGGUGCGAUUAUAGUACCAUCAACAGUCCAGAAUAACGCAGCAUUUUCUCCUACAUGUCAUGCUAAAAAUACAUCAUCAGAAUCAGAAUAUAAGCAUGAAGUACAUGACAAACGUGUUGAAGUUCCUAAACCAAUGUCAAAAGACAACUUUACGACAACUGAAGUCAUUGUCACAUCGUCUGAUACUACAAAUGCACAAACUGCAGCACAGAGUAAUGAAACUUUGACGCUUCCUAUUGAUUCGACUCCUGCUACGGAUGAAAUAAAGGACUGUGAAUCUUCAGAGUCACAAAGUCUGAAUGCCAAAGUGGGGCAUGAACGUAUUUCAGUGACAGAGUCCAUUGUACUUUCAUAUGAUAACAGUAAAACCACGCGUUCAGACUCUGAUCUAGACGAAACACGCACUGCUCGAAGUAAAACCAUACGGUCGCCUAUUGAGACUGGAAUACAAUCAGAGAAUCAGUCCACAUAUAAAAAAGCUGUAGUUGGGCCAAAAAUGCAUUGCUUUCCUGAAGCUGCACACAUAGGACGAACACAAAACGUACACAGGUCAUGUGACGAACUGCUUCAAAGGUUGUAUAUGCCGACAUUUAGCGAUAUAAGUAAAUAUGGCUGGAAACCCAAGGCUGUUGUAUCCGUGCCAACGAAAUAUAAUUCAAAGCGUCGGCAAGAAUAUGCGAAAACGUCCUUGGAUAGCGAAAAACUUCACAAACUUCUUACAUUUUAUGAUAAAAAGUUGCAAACUGACGAAGAAAGUGAGACUUCUACUAUCGACCUUGUUGACAAUAUAUUGGAACAGAUAUUGGUUUAUAUAAAUAUGUCAACAGGUAACAAAUUCUCCAGUCUGGCUGAUGACGAAGGUUCUGUGACAGUCGAUGCAAAUGUUGGAAAACUUGACGAGCUAGAUUACAGUGUGGAAAUUUUACUGGAAGACAAUGACCAGAUACUGCUGUCUGAUGAACCGUUCAAUAUUGAGUAUGCCAAUGAUGAUAUCGAUGCUUAUGUCAUGGAUGAGAUCACAGAAACCGAGUUUGUUGAUGGUGGAAAGCGUCUGUUUCCAAAUGAAUCGCGUCCAGUAGAUUUAGAAACCAAUCCCGUCGAUAUACCAGAGGGUCAGGUAGCAGUAUGGCUCGGACCUAGAGAUGCUCUACGAUUUGGGAAAUCCUGUACCGCUAAACGAAUUGGUGAAUAUAUAAUAUGGGGAUGGAUUCUGCCAUAUCAGAUGCUUAACAAUUUUCACAAGGAAAUCGACGACGCUCUUCAAAAUCUAGGACUCGAAGGUGUAUCACUGAACAAUGGAGCAAGAGGUCCUGCGGUUACAUUGACAAUCCUGCAACAGGAUGGACCUAAUAUAUCUGUCGACAUAACCCCCAAACUGAACAUUACAGCGGAACAACUCAAUGUAACGGAUUUCCAUUGGCCGAGAAAAGAUACAAAAAGAUGGCUGAAAAAGUCUAAGAUAAAGAAAGUAUGUGCUCAGAUAAUAUACUUGGUACCAAAGGGAGAUAAAUAUUGGAAAAUUUCGUUUGCGAAUCUUGAAAACGAACUUCUGGAUGAUAUUGAUGACAAAGGAACAUGGCGGAAACAGUGUCUCCGAAUUAUGAAGAAGAAACUGAUUCAGUGGAAAUCCACAUCCCGUGCAGGCCUUAAAUGUAUCUCCUCCUAUCUCUUGAAGACGACACUACUUUGGCUGUGUGAAAUAUUGCCAGACGACAGUUUCUGGACCAGAGAUCAGCUGGCGAAUCGUUACCUAAACUUCCUGCAAGAGCUAGAACAUCGGCUUGAAAAGAAAAUAAUGGGAGAAUACUUUAAUCCCUCAGUUAACCUUUUGGAGUAUAAGGAUGAUGAAGAUGUCAAGGAACUGAGACAGUUUCUACUAGACGAAAUUGAAGGGUUUACAAAAUAAUGUAUACAAUGAGACAAUCGACAAAAACAGAUGAUCUGAUUAGCUAAGAAACAUUUUGAAAGUCCUAUAUUGUCACAAACAUGCAAAUUCUCUAGACAAACUAGGCGCAUGAAAUACAAAAAACACCAAUCAUUUCAAAAAAAAAAAAAAUAUAUGACGUCUUGCAUUGCAUGUACUUGAUAUGAAUUCUUUCUAGUUUUUCCAGAAAAGAGUGUGCCUGUGACUUUAGAUGCAGCCUAAGAAAGUCAUGAUAAGUAAAAAGGAGACACGUGUGUUGCAAGUGAAAAUAAAUAAUUUAAUGGAAUCG